This is a messenger RNA of Laetiporus sulphureus 93-53, 889 nucleotides long. Its product is annotated as Sedlin. The transcript is spliced from 4 exons. Gene Ontology annotation, cellular component: TRAPP complex; nucleus; cytoplasm. Gene Ontology annotation, biological process: endoplasmic reticulum to Golgi vesicle-mediated transport. The record is from RefSeq and is a predicted model, not a curated record. Lineage: Eukaryota; Fungi; Basidiomycota; Agaricomycetes; Polyporales; Laetiporaceae. The coding region runs from base 84 to 629 and encodes 181 amino acids.
CUCGUGGAUGUGGCUGAGCCUGCUUGCAUUCCUCGCCACCAACCAAGACUCGAUACUGCACUUUCUCGGCAACGCACGCGACAAUGUCGCACCAUCUGUUCCUGCUUUCUCCAUCAGAUACCCCUCUCUACAGCCUGACACAUUAUUCAUCGAAGCCCGCGCAAUCGUCACUGAGUUCACCUUUGGCAUCCAAUCUACCCAGUUGGUCAACGUCUGCUUUCGCGGGCACCUUGACCGCUCUAUCAGGAGCAACUAGUGCGACACAAGCACAUCAUGCUCAAGGAAGCACUGUCAGAAUUGGUGGUGGACAAGAUAGGCACGUCAUACAAAUGAUCGCCAACGCGAGCCUAGAUGUUAUUGAGGAGGUGGUGCGCAAGGAAAACGUGAUGUACCUGAAGUCCGUGGACAAGUUCAAUGAAUGGACCGUGUCCGCGUUCGUGACACCAGGAAACAUGAAGUUUGUGUUGCUGCACGAAGGACGCAACGACGACGGCAUCAAAGCAUUAUUUAUCGAGGUCUGGGAGCUGUACGUGAAAACCAUGCUCAAUCCCUUCCAUACUGCUCACACACCUAUCCGGAGCCCUGUUUUCGACGCAAAGGUCAGAGCCAGCGCGAAGAAAUAUCUGUGAGCUCGGCGAGGAUGGGCUCUGAGGAAAGGCCGUAUCUGGACCGCCGGAGACUGUAGCUGACGAUAGCGCGAGCGCCUCUGCUCCAAUUGUCCUCGGGACCGUCAACGCCAGACGCCAGGAAUGCUGCGGCCGUCGCGUUGUGUCUUACAGAUCAUGGAGGUGUACGGAGUAGAUACCUGUUUUCUAGUCAGUGUAAUAGAUCCACCACGACCAUGAUGUAUGAGCAAUAGCGUCUCGAAAAUCGAAAAGAGAGUCCGAGG